AUGUCAAAUAAUACAAAGGUGUUCAGCAGACAAGUGACCUCAGAUGAUUUUAUUAAUUUAUCUGACCCACCUAGGCCUAAGGAAUCUCCUUUUGUGUCAGAAUCCAUCACACCUAACGGAUCAUAUAUUCAAGACGCAAGGAGACCCCGUACGUUACAAAGACGCAGAUCUACAAAUUAUACAGAUGCGUUGAAUCUAAGAAAAAUGAAUCAACUAAGAGAACAAACGAUAAACCAUAACAGUUUGGAAGAAAAUAAACAUUACACUCCCGCUUACGGUCAUGAACAGGGUUAUUUGACUCAGAAAAUGGAUUAUGAAGAUAUAAAACACGAUAUUCAAAGUUGGCAAGACUACUAUGACGACCACAAUAUGAAUUCUGAUUCUACUAUCGAUAUGGGGGAUCGUGUUCAACAUAAACAUAAGGAGACCAAAGGAAAACCCGUUGAUGUCCCAUCACAACCUAUGCAACUGUUUAAGGGUGAUUAUUUGGACAAUGAAAAUGAUAGGUCUGCAACUUUACCUUCCAUGAAUAGCAAUAAAAAUAGCAGCGGUGGGUACACCACAAGAGAUUUGCCCUCAAAACCACAAAUGUUUAGACGCCGUUCUUCAUUCGAAUAUGAAGACUUUAAAAAAGACAUUUAUGAUAGAUUAAAAUUCUUCGAAGAAUAG
This is a messenger RNA of Arxiozyma heterogenica, 669 nucleotides long. RefSeq names its product Igd1p (gene IGD1). NCBI's taxonomy places the organism in Eukaryota, Fungi, Ascomycota, Saccharomycetes, Saccharomycetales, Saccharomycetaceae. The transcript has a single exon. The record is from RefSeq and is a predicted model, not a curated record. Bases 1 to 669 code for a protein of 222 amino acids.